CUGUAAUGGAGACAAUUUCUGGAAAACUGUCUCCUAGUGCUGUAGUCCCGUAAAGAAAUAUCAACAUUCAUAGAUUUACAAAAAAACACUAGAUUUGGAAUUGAAAAAUUAGGACCUGUAUGUGAAAAUUUGCUAAAACAGAUUGAAGCAUUUAAGAAGAAAACUGAAAAUGAACGCAAUAAAGAUAACAUUAUGGAUGUUCAACACAUGAUAAAUACGCCUGGUUGCCGUAUCCCAGUUGCUAUGGUUAAUUACAAAAAACCUCACAAAAACAGAAAAAGAGGUUAUUGUGGAUAUCGUGCAGUAUUUUUAGAAAGAGAAGAUAUAGAUAAAGUCCGCGUGGUAAUAAAAGAGAAAUCCAUAAAGAAGUAUCUUAAAAGAGGCAAGAAAUAUCAUUGCUGUUAUAGAUUUUUUCAAAGGUCAACAAAACCUGGCCAUGAGCAUAGAUCUCUUAGAUUCUCAAAAUGUACAAAAAUUCAUGACAGAGAAACAAUAAACUUGGAACAAGAUUUUAUCAACGUCCAAUGUUUCGAAAACAGCAAUUACAAUCAAACUCAUCGUAUAUACGACGAUGUAUAUGCAUUCUGUAAAAAAAUUAAAGUAAAAAAUGCAACCACAUGCGGGAAACAAUACAAUGUCUUGCUCAUAGGAAUGGACUCAAUGUCUCUAUCUCGAUUUGUUCAGACUAUGACAAGAACGGCUAAGUUUGUUUAUGACAAAUUUUGGCCAAACUACAGAGGAUAUCAUAAGGUGGGUGACAACACAUUUCCGAAUUUGAUGGCUGCAUUAACAGGACAUAACAUAUCGAGUAUUAUGAAAUCAUGUUCAGGAAGGAUGGACCAGUGCAACAAUAAACUCAUUUGGUCUAUCUAUAAAAACUCAGGUUACGUAACUGCUUACGGGGAAGAUCAUUUACGAUUGCCCGAUAUUUUCAGUAAGGAUUAUAGCUUCCGAAAGUCACCUACGGACCAUUACAUGAGACCGUUUUUUCUAAAAGAAGAAAUCGAAAUAAAUAAUCAUUCUUUACUUUGCGCGGGGAAAAUCUCAUCCGGUCAGCAACUUUUGGAUUACGCAAUAAACUUCGUUUUGACUUACAAAGAUGAUCCUUUCUUUGGUUUUUUCUGGAUGAACUCAUUCAGCCACAAUAUGAAUAACCAUCCCGAAGAUGCAGACCGAAUGUUCGAAGAUUUCUUUAACCGUCUCUACUAUACGGGAGCAUUUGACAAUACCUUCAUUAUCUUUUUAAGCGAUCAUGGCAUUCGGUUCGGUGAAAACCGUAUUUUAGUAGAAUCAUAUUACGACGAUCGUCUGCCAUUGUUAUAUAUCUGGCCACCUACAACAUUUAAAAUGAAUUACCCUGAUAAAUUAAAAUCAUUACUAAUUAACCAAUUCCGAUUGAUCACUCCGUAUGAUUUGUUUGAUACGCUCUUUGAAAUAAGUAAAUUAGCGGAUUGCGAUGAAGUUGAAAAUGAAGCCGCUGAUCCAAACCACAACAGUAUAUUCAGUGUUAUUAGUCCUAAUCGCACUUGUCAGGACGUUGGCAUUCACGAUAAAUGGUGUAGUUGCCACAAUUUGUAUCCCCUUGACGCCGAAGACGCAGAGGGGAUUAGAAGUGUUCACUUUGCUGUGUCACAUAUUGUGUCUGUAAUGCAAACGAUAAAAACGAAAAGAUGUUGGAGUUGCACACAUCUUUCACUUAAAAAUGUAAGCAGAAUUCAUUUCUACUAUGACAAGAACAAAAUCAAUAUAUAUUUUGUUGUUGCAUUUUCUAUGAGCCCAAUGAAUAUUUUUUAUGAAGCUACCGUGCUACAUAAAGACUCACAGAUGUAUCUAGUUGGAUCUGUUAGCAUUAUAUCGCCUUACAAAGGUUUCGGCGACUGCACUAUCAAACAUGAAGACAGAAUUUAUUGUGUGUGUCAAAAAAACGACAACUGUCGGUUAAGUUCUAUAUUUUAAGAGAACUUUAAUAAAAGUUUAUAUAUUUUCUCCUACUGAUAGAUAUAUAAGCCUAUCUGUGAUAUUAUUAUUAUUAUUAAUUGUUUAUUUAUUAAAUAACAUAAUUUUUAUACAAUUCCAAAUGAUUAUUUUAUUUGAGCUCAUACGUUAUAGAUUAUGGAGAUUUAUUUGGAUUUUGACGUUGCUUACAAUAAAUAUAUGGCCUUAAAUAUAAUCAACUUCAUCACCAAAAAAUCGAACAAAAAUAAUUAAAUUAAAUAUUUUGUGUUCAUCAUAUUCAUCAUAAAUCUAAGAUUGCAGAGGUCAUUUGUACCAUGCGUACAAUCAUCAACAACGAAGUGUUAAUGAAAACGUAACGUUUAUAUAAACUGAAUUCGAUAAAAUAUGAUCGCUGAUCCUUGCAGUCACAUGUCAUGCGUAACAGAGUUUGGAUGUGUUAGGAGAUGUAAUUAUAUUGUACGAACGUGUGAUGUAAAUAUAGGUGCAAUACAAAUGUGUGCGGCAAUGUAAAUUAAAAUAAAAUUCAUUCAUAUUUCGUGCCAUUGAUAAAAAUAAUGUAAAUUAAACCUGCUGCGAUUUUUCUAAAAAAAUAUUUCUUGAGUGAAACUGACAUUUUUCUUUUACUUAUAAAAUAAGUAUAAACCCAAGUGAAUUGUGUCAAUAGAUAAUAAUAAAACCAGGGAGCUUUUAUUUGAAUAAGAAUCGCUUUUAAAGCGAUGGUUACUUAAAGGUAAGCAUUCUACUUUUCCAGGCUUUUAUAUUAUAAAUAUAUUGUAAAUAUUCACCACCAUAUGCACUUAUUUAUCUACGGGAAAAUCAUGAAUUUAUGUGAAUUAGGCUAUAGGUAGGUACGUAUUAUCAAGGUUGUGCCAAACACAGUGUGGUGUUUUGACUUUUGACGCUUCUACUACUUGGUUCUUGAUAUGCACAAGAGGUUGAGACAUUAGUCACUAAAAUUGUAUCAUCAUCAUCAUCAUAUUAUCAGCCGAUGGAUAUCCAUUGUCCAUUGCAGGACAUAGGCCUUUUGUAGGGCUUCCAAACAUCACGAUCCUGAGCCUCCUGCAUCUAACGAAUUGUAAUGUGUGUGACACACUUUAACAUUAGUUUCUUCCAUUCAGUAAUACAUUUUUGUUGCAAUCAUCGUUAUCACACAAAUAAAUUAAUGUUCUACCGCUAGUAGAGUCACUGUUUGAAUGCGGGUUGGUUGGUUCGAGUUUGACGCAAAUUCUCAUUAUUUCACAUAUGAUUGAUUCACGACCAUUUAUCAGUUAGGUUUUAUAGCAACUGGAACUGGGCAUAAAGUGCUUAAGGGCAACAAACUGCCUCAGAGGAGCACGCUAAAAUAAAUCGAAAGAAAUUUACUCAAUCUAUGACGACAAAGCAAGCUAUUUGUAAUUAUUGAUAAGUGUGGCAUCUUAUCCUUUUUCUUCUUGUAAAAAAUCGGUUCUUCUUAUUUCUAUCUAUCCUAACUCACAUAAAACAAUGAUAAAAUUACAUAUUUCUAGGCCAGUUGCAUUUGCAUUUAUUUCAUAGUGAUCUAAUUACAAGGUCACAUCCUUCUGAUUAUAACGUAGGUACGCAGUGUAACACAUCAGUCAUAAGCAGCUGAACUAUUUUGUUAUCUUUACAUACAUACAUUAGACACAUCCGUUUCUCUUUUUAUAAAUUACGUAUCUACAAUCUACAUGUACUUAGAUACAUAGCUACAUUGUUCUGCAAUACAAAAUAUUUAAGCAUCCGUCAUCACCUAAUUGAUUCGUACUUUUUGCCCUUCUAAUCUUAUCCUGUAUUUUUUUUCCUAAUUUUAUAAUAUAGUAGGUACAAAUUCUGAUUUGUACAUCAUCAUUAAAGCCUGGAAAAUAACAGAGCAAAUAGAUGGAUUUAAGAUCAGACAAACGACGAUAGAAAAUGUAUUGUAGGAAAUAGUCUGAGACGGAUAUGACGUCGCUCGAUUUCGUGUUGGCUCGUGCCGACGCUAGGUGGCUUCGGCUACCGACAUGUUUCCAUAGAGAGUAGGGAGUUAGAGAGGGGUAGCGAUCGGUUGGCGGGAACUUGCGAAAUAAGGCGCCCAUCCUAUGGUCGGCUUCAGUAUGCUCGAGGCGUUCGAGCCGUUCACAUUUCUUGUUGUGUCUUUAUGGGUUACUUGGGAUAGAGUAACUUGAGUGGAAAAGGGGAGUAUUUGUUUACAGUCAAAGGAUCCUUUAACCCUACACACAGCGUUCACAAGUGCGUGACUCCACUAAAGAUCAUUCUCUGCUACUCUAGGGUCUUAUUUUGGUUACAGUUCGAUUUGUUAAUUAAAUUGUCCUGACAAAUAUUGUGAAUCAUAGCCGUUGUUCAACAUUGCUUUUCUUAUUUUUUUUUAAUCUAUUUUUGAAGCUUCUGCUAAAACUACGUGUUUCAGUGGUUCUUCCUUAUUCUUCAAAAUUGCUUGGGAUCUACGAAUCUGCUUCGAUUGUCGAUUCAUUUUACAAAACAAUGGCGAUGUAGACUGAAACGUAAACAGGAGAAUGAAUGCAAUAUGGUUUAAAUCGGGGCAGGUCUGUUAUGUGUUAUACGAUGGACCAACGUCUAUUUAUCUUACAACGGUUGCUACAAAUCUAUGCAUGGAUCGGAUAUGAGUGUAACUUGGUAAAGAGGACAGACAGGUAAUAGAAGAAGGUAUUCGACUGAAACGUGAAUGUUGAAAUGGAUGUGUGGUUUAAUAAGAUAAGAUUAAAAAAUAGUACCUACAUAAGGGGAAGGUUAAAA
Bicyclus anynana (squinting bush brown) is the source of this 4707-nucleotide messenger RNA. RefSeq lists its product as uncharacterized. NCBI's taxonomy places the organism in Eukaryota, Metazoa, Arthropoda, Insecta, Lepidoptera, Nymphalidae. The coding region runs from base 193 to 1956 and encodes 587 amino acids. The transcript has 5 exons. The record is from RefSeq and is a predicted model, not a curated record.